Messenger RNA from Microplitis mediator, 2871 nucleotides. RefSeq lists its product as uncharacterized. NCBI's taxonomy places the organism in Eukaryota, Metazoa, Arthropoda, Insecta, Hymenoptera, Braconidae. The record is from RefSeq and is a predicted model, not a curated record. The transcript has a single exon. Gene Ontology annotation, biological process: DNA integration. Gene Ontology annotation, molecular function: nucleic acid binding. Bases 1 to 2871 code for a protein of 956 amino acids.
AUGUUUCGUCAGAUUGCAGUUGACAAGGAAGAUCAUCAUCUACAGUGCAUACUCUGGUUUGACGAGGAUGGCAUCUCAAUAGUAUUUGCACUCGCUACGGUUACUUAUGGAACCACAUCAGCUCCAUAUCUCACUGGAAGAGCACUUUUACAACUCGCUGAAGAUGAAGGAAAUAAAUUUCCGAAAGCUGUUGAACCGCUGACAAACACUCGCUACGUUGAUGACAUCUAUGGAGGCGCAGAUGAACUCGCUGAGGCAAUUGAAGUUGCUCUCGAUACAAAAAAUAUGUGUGCCGCAGGAUGCUUCCCGCUUGCAAAAUGGGCAAGUAAUUCAACAGAAUUACUGUCUCAAGUCGCUCCAGUCGAAACCCAAGAAGAUACACCACGAGAACUUGGGGAUACUACAGUAAAAGUGCUCGGGUUAACCUGGAAUUCUACUCAAGAUAAAUUCCAAUUCGGUUAUUCGCUACCAGAAGCAUCUCCAACUACUAAACGCACAAUUUUAUCUGAAAUUACUCGCUUGUUCGACCCGCUUGAGUUUUUGGCACCUAUCAUCGUAAGAGCCAAGAUGUUCAUGCAGAAGCUAUGGCUGCAGAACUUCGAUUGGGAUGCUACGCUAUCACCGUUGCUUCUUCAAGAGUGGAAUUUGUUUCGAGAUGAACUACAUCAGAUCUCGAAGAUUCAGAUACCUCGCUGGAAUCAUGUAAGAACUGGUGUAUCGAUUGAAUUACAUGGAUUCUCUGACGCUUCUCAACUCGCUAUGGCUGCUGUCGUCUACUUAAAGGUUACUGACGCUACUGGAAGCUCCAAUAUUUCGCUAGUGUGUGCCAAAACAGAAGUUGCACCACUGAAACCAAUUUCAAUACCAAGAAUGGAGCUCAACGCCGCUGUCUUACUCGCUCAACUGGUACUCUACAUCAAGAAUGUCUUGAAGCUUGAAAAUGUACCAAUUUUCAUGUGGACAGACUCCGCUGUAUCCUUAACGUGGAUACGAAACAACUCCGCUAGAUGGAAGGUCUACAUUCGCAACAGAGUUACCAAGAUUCAGGAAUCGCUACCAAGUGUCAACUGGGAUUUUGUUCCUGGGAAACUUAACCCAGCUGACUGCGCUUCAAGAGGCUUAACAGCAGCUAAACUGGAACAACAUUCGCUAUGGUGGACGGGACCUAAGUGGCUCAGUCAAUCAAAAGAAAACUGGCCAUCUUUUGACAUCUCUACUCAGACGGUAUCACAUCUUGAAGAACGUCCAGGUCUGGUUUUUACCAUCUACAAGGCAGAUUCACACCCGCUACAUACGCUAUUGGAUAAAUUCUCUAAGUUGUCACCACUUCUUCGCACGCUUGGAAUCUGCCUACGUGCCAUCGCUAAAUUUAAAAAAGUGCCACAGUCCACACUGGCCACACCACUCUCUACAGUUGACCUGGAACUCGCUAAGAGUUUGCUGAUCAAGUAUACGCAAAAUCAGUAUUAUUCGCAAGAGCUGAAACUACUGAAGGAUGGUGAUUCGCUACAUCGAAAUCAUCGUCUCGCUAAAUUGAUUCCCUACGUCGACUACAAUGGAGUACUCAGAGUCGGCGGUCGCUUGAAGAAUUCGCUACUGGAUGAUGAUCAAAAAAAUCCAGCUAUUUUACAACGAUCAUCACGCUUAAGUACGCUACUCAUAGAACAUUCGCACCAAAAAACAUUCCAUGGGGGAACUCAAUUGACUCUCGCUGAUCUACGGAGAUCUGUCUGGAUAGAAGGUGGGCGUGUUCCAGUCAGGUCUCACAUUCUUCGCUGCGUCGUGUGCACGAGACAUAGAGGUGUUCGUGCACAACAACUAAUGGGACAAUUGCCAUCCGCUCGUGUAAGACCAUCGAAAGCAUUCUUACACACGGGAAUAGACUACGCUGGGCCAGUAACACUGAAGACAUUUCAAGGUCGAGGUGCGAAAACCUAUAAAGGUUGGAUCGCUGUUUUUGAAUGUCUCGCUACAUCCGCUAUACACAUUGAAAUUGUCACCGACUAUUCUACUGACGCUUUCGUCGCAGCAUUCAGAAGAUUUACUAGUAGGAGAGGCGCCUGCAGUACCCUAUACUCGGACUGUGGUACAAAUUUUGUAGGAGCAGACGCUACGCUAAAGAAAGAAUUCGCAGCAGGAUCGAGACAGCUACGGGAACUUCAGUAUUUACUCGCUACAGAUGGCACAGACUGGAAGUUCAACCCGCCAAGUGCUCCCCACUUUGGUGGCAAGUGGGAAGCAGCCGUCAAGUCAAUCAAGUUCCAUCUCAUUCGAACUAUUGGUGAAUCGCUAUUGACUUACGACCAACUCGCUACAGUGCUAACACAGAUUGAAGCUGUGCUCAAUUCAAGACCGAUCGCUCCUCUAUCCGAAGAUCCUGCAGACUUAACCGCUUUGACUCCUGGACACUUUCUCGUCGGUGAACCUCUACUCGCUGUGCCAGGACCUUCGCUACUGGAAAACAAUACCGCUACGUUGUCACGCUGGCAACAAUUACAACAAAUGUUCCAGACAUUUUGGACAAGAUGGUCGUCUGAGUACUUACAACGACAUCAAUCAAUAUCAAAGUGGCAUCAUCUAUCUAAUAUCAUCAAAGUGGGCUCAUUAGUCCUGCUGACUGAUGAGAGGUUCCCACCAUCAAAAUGGCCACUCGCUAGAGUACUCGCAUUACAUCCAGGACGAGAUGGGUUGACUCGAGUAGUCACCCUGAAGACCGCUACAACUGAACUUGUUCGACCAAUCGCUAAACUGUGCGUGCUGCCAGUUCACUCUCCAGAUGACAAUCCUGUCGACACCGUCGCCAGCGCUGGGGAGAAUGUUCAGUCAAGACCCAAUUCGCUACCACUUGAGAACGCCGAGCCUCACCAAUAG